AUGGAAAAGUCCCUCAAUCGGAACAACACCCGCAUGCUUGCCCAUGUCCUUAGCAACAGUUGGCGAGACCGAGUCACCAACGCCGAACUUUACGGCGACCUUCCAACUUUGUCAGACAGGAUCGAAUUCAGAACGCUUGGUCUUGCUCGCCAUUGCCACUGUCACCGCGAAUUGCCAACAAGCCAGCUUGUCCUGUGGCGGCCGACACACGGACACCUACGACGCGAUUGUCCAGAGUCUACAUUCAUAGACACUCUGAUUUUAUCGAUAAUUAUUGAGCGUUAUUAUCGACUUUAUCGAUUGCACUGGUCAGGUGCG
This is a messenger RNA of Porites lobata, 318 nucleotides long. NCBI's taxonomy places the organism in Eukaryota, Metazoa, Cnidaria, Anthozoa, Scleractinia, Poritidae. The record is from the annotation of a GenBank genome assembly.